AUGUACUUCCACAGCAAGUCAGCGAAGUCUGAUGAUAGAAAGGCCAAACAUGUUCGGCAUAAUAGCAGCUGGUUAGAAGAGCCAUCAGAUUUACGGUUCAUGGAUGAGCCACUUCCCAUGUCCUCAACAUUGAUCCAAUCGUCGGCUCACCGUUCAAAUGAGACAUCUAUGAUGACGUCAAUGUCUUUCGCGACUUUGCAAAUACCAACAUGCAAUCCUAGAGAAGGGGAGGAUGAGAUAGACAAAAAGUCCUUUGAACGUUGGAAGGACCUUUUUGAAGCUGCAAUGGAGUUUGCGGGAAUUUGUGAAGAGCCAAUGAAAAUGAACGCAUUCAAGAUGAAGGCUGGAAACAAAUUGAUUGACAUGUUAGAAGGAUUAUCCAAUAACGACACUGCUCCGGACCCAAAUCAUGCUCCAUAUUCAAACGCAAUAGAGCGCCUGGGACAAGUUUAUAGUUGCAGAGACUAUGUUUUUCUACAAAAACAAAGGUUGCGGUCGAUGACUCAAAACCCCAACGAGUCAGAUUCCAACUAUGUGAAACGGGUGGUGGAAUUCGAGAAAUUGUGUGGACUGGGAGGAGCACAAAUGAUCGAAGCAGUCGUUGAUGUUUUGCAAACCCAUGCAAUAAACUCUCAAGUUCGUAUUGCCGGAAGAAAAAUUCUUCGGAAGAAUGGAUCAAUUGCGGACUUACUUGAUAGAGUACGCACUUGCGAAAUGGUCAUGAUGAAUGAAAGGCUUUUUGCAAAGAAUCAUCCGGGUCCUUCCACGAUGGGUUCAGUAGCUGCGGUGUCAUAUGGAUUCCAUUCAAAGACAGAGACGAAGCCGAGGCGGAUGACUGGGCGUGAAUCAACAAGAAAUUGGAACGUUACUUCAGCGAGUUAUCAUCAGAGGUAUUGGGGACCGCAACAAAACCGAAGCAUGUUCAAGGGCAAAUUUUCACGACUCGGAAACGAAACAAAUUCAACAAGGGUAGAGCGUCAACAAUGCUGGAGAUGUACCAGUAAUUUCCAUCGCCCGGAAAACUGUCGCGCUUUGGAUAAAAGGUGCCACAAAUGUAAUAUAAAGGGACACAUUGAGCGUGCGUGCAAAUCAAACACCAACAUUAAUGUUAAACGUCGUUCAGAGGAGGAGGUCGGAAUGAAUCAAGCCAACAAGUUCAGAAAAAUCGCAGCAGUUACGGAGUCUGGCAUCGACGAAGACCCUAACCUAGACAGCAAACGUGUAAGUGAUCACUCCUCAUCAUAAUCUGCGUAAAUUUAGAAGAAUAUCGGUCGCUCACUAUUUAAAUGAUCAUAUAAUAUUCUCUUGGUCGUGGGACAAACAUUCUUGUUAGCAAAUUAAUCUUUUGAAAUUUUUGAAUUUGGAAUGUAUAACGUUGAGGGUUUACUUGUUAAAAGAAAAUAUGUGGAUCUAAAAUAUCAGAAAAUAACAAUAUACCAAUUGAAACCAUCAUCAUCUUGUAGUGAAUGAAAUUUUACUUGGCUCUUGUUAACAAAUUAAUCUUUUGAAAUUUUUGAAUUUUUUAAUGUAUAACGUUGAGGGUGUACUCGUUAAAAGAAAUAUGUGAAUCUAAAAUAUCAGAGAAUAACAAUAUACCAAUUGAAACCAUCAUCUUGUAGUGAAUGAAAUUCUACUUGGUUCACAAGACUCAGUUCGUAAUAUAUUUGACGGACAGCAAUGAUAUUUAAUUAUUUUUAGGUCAAAUUUCCGACGGAGGAUAAACAUGACGCUGUCGAUUACGGAAUGCUAACCCCAGACAUCAAGUUGUACUCUUUAGACCAAGAAACAUUUAACGAAGGGUUGAUAACAGGCCUUGUAGCUGGUGUGCCAGUACAAUUCCUUAUAGAUUCAGGAGCGGAAGUAAAUACGGUCGAUGAGAGCACUUUUAACCAAUUGCUGGUUAACGGCCCAACUGUUAGCCCGAUUUACAGUGUUGUAAACGGAACCGACCGACCAUUAACAGCAUAUGGAAUGAUUGACGAUAUACCAGUGACGGCUACAUUUAUAGCAGAGCUUUUCAUUUCCAAAGAUCGGCCAACAACUAUGGAAAAAUUUGACGUCGUACGUCGGGCCCAAGCUCUAUUGAGCAGGAGCACAUCAACCAGAUAUAGCGUGCUUCAAAUGGGAGUGAACACACCAAUAAGGGAUCAUGUAACGAAUUAUUUACCACGUUUACAACCAGGGAAGAUCUUUACGUUGUCGGAACAGGGUGAAUUUCCCAAAUUUAGGGUUGACCCAGUAAUACUCAACUAUGACAAAAAUUUGCCACCUUCACGCAAUGUAUUUACAAGUAUUCCUCCAGCGUUUAGAGCAGAAACAGAAAAGAGGUUGGAGGAUCUGCUUGCUGCAGGAAUUAUUGAGCGAGUAACAGAUUCCAUGCAAAGGUCUUUUUGUUCGUCUCUUCUUGUCGUUCCUAAAGGAAAAAACGACAUAAGACUCGUUGUAGAUCUUGUUAGCAGAAUCGCAAUGAAGUAACGCAGCACACUUGAAGGGUAGAGUUCAGAACGCAGAGAGAGAUUUUAUUCAACAUAGCAACUUACUUUAUACCCUACCUCCUGUCACUUAACAUUAUAUUCUUGCCAGGUUGCAUCACGCCUGACAGUGGUAAACCAUUUGUGGUAGGUUCGGCCGCGCUUCACCGUUUCGGUGAGUCAAUGCGCGGAGCACAGUGAAAGGGUGUGGGACGAGGAAGGGGAUCGUACGGAACGCGACACCAAAAUGUAUACACAUUUGUCGCGUAUCGGUUACGUCAACCUGUUCAUACUUACGCUAAGUUCGAAAAGAAGCACUUGCUUACGUCGGCGGAAUCGCGGACUGGAUCGACCUUGUGCGUCGAGUUGAUGACCGAGGCGGAAUCGGACACCGUGGGAGAAGUUGGGUGGAACUAGUGCAAACGUGCACUUUAUUUCGAUGAGGGUAAUGCUGAUCGGUCAACUGACUGAACAGCUGAUAACCAAAAGUGAUUAUCUAAUCGGGCAGAGCCUUCGGCGGAAUCUGCAAAUUGGUGAGAUGCACCAGAACACGAGUGAUCUACGUGUCUAUGGAAGGUGAACUGACUUCGCCAUCAAUUCGAGCUUUAUUUAUAAGAAAGAUGGUGUGAAAGUUGUGACACAUUUGGCAACCAGAUGUUUGUCAAAUGUGAGCUUUCGUUUGGUUUUCCGGGUUUGGGUUUUUUUUACAGGUGUUUCUUAAAUUAUACCUAGCGUGCCUGUGUUUUAUCAACUAUCCGUGCAUUGUGGAUGUAGCGAACGUUUUCCUGUUUAUGCCUGAGUUUUAUGGAAGUUUAAUU
Messenger RNA from Anopheles gambiae (African malaria mosquito), 3289 nucleotides. RefSeq lists its product as uncharacterized. Gene Ontology annotation, molecular function: zinc ion binding; nucleic acid binding. NCBI's taxonomy places the organism in Eukaryota, Metazoa, Arthropoda, Insecta, Diptera, Culicidae. The transcript has a single exon. Bases 1 to 1245 code for a protein of 414 amino acids. The record is from RefSeq and is a predicted model, not a curated record.